UAGAGUCACCACUUCUUUGCUAGGGUCAAUUCACCAUGGAUGUUGAGAGUAAUGCAGUAAAAGAUGCAUGUGUUGAUAUGCUAAAGGGUGGACAGCGCCAAAUGAGGUAUAGGCUGAAAAAAGUACUUCACUGGAGUUCCUGCAAAUCAAGUGAGGACUACAUCACCUGUUUCAUGUAUGACUGAUGAUCAAUGGAGAGAGUUGGUACAAAUGUGGUCUAGCCCAAACCACAAGAACAAUUGUGUGAAGAACAAACUUAAUCGUGAGAAGGUGCAAUUUCCACAGUGCACAGGAUCUCAAUCAUAUGUUGCAAAAGCUUAUGUAGUGAGACAAGAAAAAUAUAAAGAUGUCAAACCUAGUGCAAUUGAUCUUUUCAAGGAGAUGCAUUGCAGCAAGAAAAAAGGAUUUAGUGAAGUUGUUCAGAAAGCCAUAGGUGAUAUGGAAGCAAUGGUGGCAACACCAGCUGAAGAUGGACAGCUUGCAAAGUCUGCAACAGAAGUUGUUUCCAAUGUGCUGCCGGGUUCAAGUAAAUUUCUUCACAAUGCUGGCCCUUUGCCCUCCUCCAAGAGAAGCAACACAGGGACUGUUUCAGCAAGAAUGCAAGACCUUCGGUCUCAAUUGGUCAAUGAGAGGUGAGAAAAAGAUGGACUUCGAGAAGAUAUGGAUACCUUAAAAGCCAAGUCACAAGCAUCUGAGGCAACCAUUGCUAAUCAAUCAACUGAGAUUGCAGAUUUAAAGAAGUCCUUAGCAGAAAAUAGCAUCCUACUUCGACAGAUAUUAAGUAUUAGUCGUGAUCAGGUGAAUCCUUAAGCAUGCUUGCUAAGAUGCUGGUGUCAACCAUCCUGAAGACACAUCUCACAAAACUGUGGACCUCUUUUUAUCCUUAUGUUUGCUAUAUGGAACUGCAACUUACAGUCUAUUAUAUGUGUUCUCUUGCUAUAGAGUUUUAGUACUUGUCUGGUUAAAGAAUUAUGAACCAUGUUCUUUUGUGUGUUGGACAUAUUAUGCUUGAAAUAUAUGGAUGUUGGAAAAAGUUGUGACUUUGGAUGAUUGUGAAAUAUAUGCAUUAUGUUU
Zea mays is the source of this 1074-nucleotide messenger RNA. RefSeq lists its product as uncharacterized. Lineage: Eukaryota; Viridiplantae; Streptophyta; Magnoliopsida; Poales; Poaceae. The coding region runs from base 178 to 636 and encodes 152 amino acids. The record is from RefSeq and is a predicted model, not a curated record. The transcript is spliced from 4 exons.